Messenger RNA from Fukomys damarensis (Damara mole-rat), 609 nucleotides. RefSeq names its product eukaryotic translation initiation factor 5-like. Gene Ontology annotation, biological process: formation of cytoplasmic translation initiation complex; translational initiation; formation of translation preinitiation complex. The transcript has a single exon. Gene Ontology annotation, cellular component: cytosol. NCBI's taxonomy places the organism in Eukaryota, Metazoa, Chordata, Mammalia, Rodentia, Bathyergidae. Gene Ontology annotation, molecular function: GDP-dissociation inhibitor activity; translation initiation factor activity; eukaryotic initiation factor eIF2 binding. The record is from RefSeq and is a predicted model, not a curated record. The coding region runs from base 1 to 609 and encodes 202 amino acids.
AUGUCUGUCAAUAUCAACCGCAGUGUUUCAGACCAGUUCUAUCACUACAAGAUGCCCUGUCUGAUUGCCAAGGUUGCGAGCAAAGGAAAGGGAAUAAAGACAGUUAUAGUCAACAUGGUUGACAUCGCAAAGGCACUUAAGGGGCCUCCAAAGUAUCCCACCAAAUAUUUUGGUUAUGAGCUGGGAACACAGACCCAUUUUCAUGUAAAGAAUGACCAUUACAUUGUCAAUGAAUCUAAUGAAGUGAAUAAGCUGCAAGACAUGUUGGAUGGAUUCAUUAAAAAUUUUGUUCUCUGUCCUGAGUGUGAGAAUCAUGAAACAGAUCUGCAUGUGAAUCUGAAGAAGCAAACAAUAGCUAAUUCUUAUAAAGCCUGUGGCUAUCGAGGCAUGCUUGACACACAUCAUAAACCCUGCAAGUUCAUUCUCAAAAAUCCACCUGAGAAUAGUGACAGUGGUACAGGAAAGAAAGAAAAGGAAAAGGAAAAUAGAAAGUGCAAAGACAGGGAAAUCAAAUCUUUUCUUGGUAAACUGGUCAAAUGGGGGUUCAACUAUUAUUUUUUAGUAACCCAUUUACUUAGGUAUUCAAUAAUCAGACAGGCAGCUUUGUAA